This is a messenger RNA of Hippocampus zosterae (dwarf seahorse), 4317 nucleotides long. RefSeq names its product mitogen-activated protein kinase kinase kinase 12 (gene map3k12). The record is from RefSeq and is a predicted model, not a curated record. Gene Ontology annotation, biological process: protein autophosphorylation; JNK cascade. Gene Ontology annotation, molecular function: JUN kinase kinase kinase activity; ATP binding. NCBI's taxonomy places the organism in Eukaryota, Metazoa, Chordata, Actinopteri, Syngnathiformes, Syngnathidae. The transcript is spliced from 14 exons. The coding region runs from base 290 to 3169 and encodes 959 amino acids.
CCCCAACCCAGCGCGCCUGCACGUUGUAUGGUUCCCCAGCUAACGAAACACAUUUGCCCGCUGGGAUCCGUCCCAGCGACGUAAAACUGCUGAAUUACAGGACGGGAAAUAGAAGAAACGGACGGCAGAGUUGGUGGGGGGAGGGAGGGACGACUGGUUGUUCAUCGCACGGAUAAGAGAAAGCCGAGCCCAUCCUUUCACUUGACAACGCGACAACAAGCGGAUAGAAAGGUCUUAUUCUUAGCUGUCCCUCCAUCCACCAUAACCUGGUGGGUUGGGGAAACCCCUGAUGAGUGGGACCUGUAUCCAUGAGCCCCGUGCCCCUUCCCCCUCCCUGUCAGGCUUCAGUACCCCGGUAUCCGAACCCCCCUACCGAAGACUUGAUGGUGACACCCCCGCCUGCACCCCGGAAACGGACCUGACCCCCACUCAGUGUGUCCUCCGAAACGUGUUGUCCAUUGACACUGGUGGGCCGGGGGCACCAGGAGGCAGCAGUCCCACUCCCAGCGAUGGACCUUCAGGCCACUUUGAUAACAGUGUGCUAAAACUACACGAACAUGACGUCUGCCACUGUGGGAGUGGUGCCGAGGCAGGCCACAGUCCGGAGGCGGGCGCCGUCCGGAGCCAUUCGGAGAAUAUCCGGCUCCAAUCGGGUAGUGGCGGUUUCUUGGAGGGUCUAUUUGGAUGCCUAAAGCCUGUGUGGACCAUGAUCGGAAAGGCCUAUUCCACUGAACACAAGCAUAGCCAUGAAGAGUGCUGGGAGAUUCCUUUUGAGGAAAUCUCAGACCUACAGUGGGUGGGCAGUGGGGCGCAAGGUGCUGUCUUCCUCGGCAAGUUCCACGGAGACGAUGUGGCUGUGAAGAAAGUGCGAGACAUCAAGGAGACUGAAAUCAAACACCUUCGCAAACUCAAGCACCCCAACAUUAUUACUUUCAAGGGCGUGUGCACCCAGGCUCCUUGCUAUUGUAUCUUGAUGGAAUACUGUGCCCAAGGCCAACUAUAUGAGGUGCUGAGGGCAGGUCGAAAAAUCACCCCCUCCCUCCUGGUUGACUGGUCCAUGGGCAUUGCAGGAGGCAUGAACUACCUACACCUUCAUAAGAUCAUACACCGAGACCUCAAAUCCCCCAACAUGCUGAUCACACACGAUGACCUUGUAAAGAUCUCUGACUUCGGAACCUCAAAGGAGCUCAGUGACAAGAGCACAAAGAUGUCCUUUGCAGGCACUGUAGCCUGGAUGGCUCCUGAGGUCAUCCGGAAUGAGCCAGUGUCAGAAAAGGUGGACAUCUGGUCAUUUGGAGUGGUGCUGUGGGAGAUGCUCACCGGAGAGAUCCCUUACAAAGACGUGGAUUCAUCCGCCAUCAUCUGGGGUGUCGGAAACAACAGCCUGCAACUGCCCAUACCUGAGAGCUGCCCUGAUGGCUUCAAGAUCCUCCUCAGACAAUGCUGGAACUGCAAACCCAGGAAUCGGCCUUCCUUCCGUCAGAUCCUUCUCCAUUUGGACAUAGCAUCAGCUGACGUUCUGUCCACUCCUCAGGAGACAUACUUCAAGUCCCAGGCGGAAUGGCGAGAGGAGGUGAAACAGCACUUUGAAAAGAUUAAAUCUGAGGGUACUUGUCUGCACCGACUCGAUGAGGAGCUGAUCAACCGACGCAGAGAAGAGCUCAGACAUGCGUUAGACAUUCGCGAACACUAUGAGAGGAAACUGGAGAGGGCAAACAACCUUUACAUGGAACUCAGUGCUGUCAUGCUACAGCUGGAGCUCAAAGAAAAAGAGUUGCAGAGGAGGGAGCAGUCCUUGGAUAAGAAGUAUCCGGGGUUUUUUAAGCACCACAGCUCCAGGCAGAGUAGCUCUUCCAACAGUGUGGACAAGCUCAUCAAGAAGAGAAAUGUCCCACAGAAACUGCCCUCAGGAAAGCGGUCAGACAUCCUUAAGUCUGAGGUAAUCAUUCCCAAACUUGAUUCCUCUGUAAUGCAAGUCACUAUCCCAACCUGCCCCAGCAGAAGCUCCACUUCUCCCAGUCGGUCUCGGAGGGUCAAAACACGCCACCGCAAACCUGGAAAAGGCAGCAGUGGAGAUCUGUCAGGACUGAAAGCCCAUCAGUCAUCUCCCAAUCGAGAGACAGUGGCCCAGGUCAACAGCCUGGCCACUGAUUCCUCAAAGCAGCUCCUGGAGCCCUCAGCAGCCUUGCGGGGCCUCCACCACGAGCAGCAGCAAAGUCAGAUGUCCUCUUCCAGCCCUGACCUGAUCUGCACCACGCUCGAAGUGGGCGGCCAGGGGAAAAAAAAGGAUCCACCUGUCGGCAGGCUGGAAAGAGGAGGCAGCCUCAGCGCCUCUGCAGGAUUAGGUGAAUCAGAGGUGGGGGUUGCCGGUCUGGAUGAUCUUACAGAAACUCCGCCACGCAGCGACACCCCUAGCGAGGAUGCAGCAUCAUUUCCCUUCUCCAGCAGCCCCGACUCGCCUUGUGGGAGGGGGGCAGCAGCAGGGCGUGGAUCGCUUGGAUCUCCGCGCCUCCCCCAUGAUGGCGGGGAGGAUAAGGAGGAUGGAGCAGGUGCUGUGAGGUUGUCCCGGGGGGCUUCGGGGGGAAGUGGCGGUCAGCACCUCACACCUUCUGCCAUUCUGUACAGGGCAGCCAUUACACGAAAACAGAGGCGCGGAGUGUCAUCAGAAGAGGAGGAGGGGGAAGUUGACAGUGAAGUUGAGUUACCGCGGAGACGACGUCCGACGAGUAUCACCAAGUGUCAGUCGGUGUCAACCUUCAGCUCAGAGAACCUGUCCGUUUCGGACGGCGAGGAGGGCCACACGACAGACCACUCAAACAGCGGCACCCCCGACGUAGUCAGCACUAACACGGAUGACAGGUUGGACUACCGCAGUGACGAUCUCCUCUCUCAGGGCUCAGAGAUCCCAGCAGACAACACGGAUACCGCGCAGGCCUCCGAUGGCCUGUCAGAGAGAGACGGGAUGCUGGGUCAGGCCAAAGCAAAGCUGGAAAGCGAGCAGAAUCCAAAUGAGGGUCGAGUCCGUUGUGACGAUUCGGACUGCGACAGCGCCGAGCUGGACCAGUCGGGCAGCGGAGAGCCAAGCCGACCCCCCAGUGCUGGAGCGUGGAUGCCGCCGCCUCAAAACAAUCAAGGGGCACCGCAGUCGUCUCACACAGGACCCCCAUAGUCACCUGGACUUAAAUACCUCGAAUCACCGUACACCGAACCGUCACAGUGCACCGGUCGAGCUGGUGCAGCAUGUCAUGAGGGAUCACGUCUUUAGCAAAGUUACGAGGGCUCCCACGUACACUGGCUGGGAAACCGGCCCCACAUGACACACAUUUUUCAUAACCUGACAUUCUUUUGUCAGUUUGGGAAAUUCAGAGUUUACUCUUUGUAGGCGAAAUAGGUCACCACUACGAGUCAUUUAGUUCACUAACCCCCACUCGGGGAGCAUUCCCAUACACUCCAUGCAUUAAAAUACAAAUAAAUAAUAAUGUAAAUAAUAUCGACAUGCCACGUGAAAAUAAUUAUUUAUGAGAUAAAAUCUAAGAAUAAAUGGUUUGCAGCCCUGUGAACAAAUGCAUGACUAUAUGUUUAUAAUUUAUGAUUCGAAUGUAUCUGUUUUAUAUUUUGUGGAAGUUUACACUUUUUUAAUCCUGAAAGUAUUUUCUCUGUUCUUUAUGUUAAUAAAUGUUAGCACUGAAGAAAAAAAUGGGGGGGGGGGGGGUUUGGAACGAGUCUCCAGUCAUGAUGCGUGAUUGGGGUUUCUUAGUAGGUUUGAAUUGCAAAACAAUCCCUGCAAAGUUUCUAGCGCACGACACUUGCGUGAGGUUUUUACAAAGGUCAUCAGAUUUGUGUUGGAAUGGAGACCUUUCGGUUCACUCGGAAGGAAAUGCUUGUCAUUGCGUAGGUAUAAUUCCCAAGCGUUGUCUUUGGGGAGGAAAAAGAGUAACUGCACUCACAGUGACAACUUCCUCUGAAACGCAAAGAACCAGGAAAAUGACUUACUGUAGGCGUCAACUCUCUCCAAGCAGCAACAGUGGGGCAGGUGCUAAUACACGAGAAUGUGCUUUUGUAAUUAACUUAAAGGAUUCAUUCCGGUGGUCGCCUUCAUAAAAACCUCCACAGUCCCCCAUGACCCUUUAAGAUUUCUGCAGGAGUAGCCUGGUAAAGUAUAUAGAGCACUUCUCUGUGGUCACUCAUUGAAAUGUUAAGUAUCCUUUGAAUAGAAAUGUCUUGUUUUUAUACUGCAUUGCACAUUGUACCUGUAAUAUAGGAAAUAUAUCAAAAGAAAAAUUAACGAGCUACAAUAAACAAAUAAUGUAUUGUUAA